UCGCGCUGGCAUUCGCCAAUUGAGCCAUUGGCUCAAGAAAACGAAAAUUGGCUCAAGAAAAUUCCGAUUGGCGAAAAUCGUCAAAAAGUAUGACUUUGGACUUUUGGGGAAAACCUACGUACUAAAAAUAGACAAGAUUGGUAGUUUUCGACCUCGCUUUGAAAUAUCGCGUGACUGAUUUUCCAAUACAUUGCCGAAGGCGCUCCAGCGAGAGAUAAUUGUUGGGCACAGUCUACUUGAUUGUGUAUUUUUAGAAGCGGGUCAUGGUCGCAGUUUGUCAGCUGUGUGGCAAUUAAAAGGAUGACACCUUCGUCAAGGCCUAACUAAACUAAAGGAACCAGCGUGGGAGCCAUCUGGUCUAGUCGCGUAAUGGCUGCCAGACCAUACAGACUGCUUGUCAGCAAAGAAGUUGUCCUCAAAUAUGAAAAUGGCCCAACAGACUGCGCUUGGGAAGAGCGAAGCUGCUAUCACUGCUGCGCUAAAGAAUGUAUAUUUUGCAGCGAAAAAUGAUCUUGCCAACUCCAUGGUUCCCGAGUUGAACAAUCUCUGUCUGAAACAGGGAGUCUCACAGAUCAGUGACCUUAAAGUGGAUGCCCACACAACAUAUGAGCAUCACAGUAGUAUUGGGUGCCAAGUAAUUAAUCAGCCAGGGAAAAAUGAAGUCGGCGAUCGAGCUCAUGAAUGCAACGCCGACGAUUAUUCGAUUGUCGCCGAUUGUUGGCCCAUCACUAGUGACAAGGUAAGAAAGACGGCACAAAGAACAAACAUUAUGUCAGGUCAGGAUGAUGUUAAUGGUACUAGUACAGGAUGUGAAAUAACCUCGCAGGUUUCGCCUACAUCCAAUGUUAUUUAUGUCGAUGGGAAACCUGCUCAGCUUGUGCAAGGACGCUGUCCUUAUUGUGGAAUUGGAAGACCAACAUACGAUGUUACUCCAGCUGGCAUUAUUUGUUUCAUUAUUUGUUUCAUUAUUUUCCUACCGCUUGGAGUAUGUUGUUUUUACACAAUGUUGGAAACAAAAUGUAGCCAUUGCAAAGCUCCCCUUUGACAAUAUUUCUUUGACUCUGAACAACAUAAUCUAAUUCCACUUCAUCCUUUAAUUUAAAAUGUAUGCAACGUUAUAAAAAGUACUCAUCGAGUAUAUUUGAGAACAAGACUCAUAAACUGUUUUGUCCAUGGGAAUAUUAAAGAGGUUAUGAAAAAUAUCUGAUAAAGCUUAAUAAAAGUGUAAAGAUCA
Mercenaria mercenaria is the source of this 1234-nucleotide messenger RNA. RefSeq lists its product as uncharacterized. Bases 422 to 1045 code for a protein of 207 amino acids. NCBI's taxonomy places the organism in Eukaryota, Metazoa, Mollusca, Bivalvia, Venerida, Veneridae. The transcript is spliced from 7 exons. The record is from RefSeq and is a predicted model, not a curated record.